CAAAUAAUGACAUGUUUCGUUGUUAAGCUGCUUCAACGCACCCAACUGUCCCACAGCCAAGUGGAUGUAAAGCCCUUCAUCUACGCCCGCUGCAACUGGCUGGACGACGAGGCCGAGUUCCACUUCCUGUCCACAUUCAACAACCAAAAUUAUCGGGGCAGUCUGAAAUAUACGGAAAUACGCAGUGCCGCCAAUGAUCUCGACCUGGAGUACGAGGCAUUCCUUGCCGAAUGCAAGAAAGCCCUCACCACGCACAUGGGAUUGACCGGUUUCGACUACGAGAUAUCCCAAGAGGACGAGCAGCCACAGGCCUUCAAACUGUACAAAUGCGCCGGCUACGAGACGCUAUACCUGGAUAUUCCGCUCAAGAAGGUGUCCAACUGCUAUCAGCUGCUGGAUGGAGCCAUUGAUCUGGGCCAGCAGCAGGCAACGCCGGCUCCUUCCCCAGAUAUUGAGCAGAAAACAAAGGUUAUGCUCGAAGAGUACGAGAAAUACGUGACGGCAUCCAAACAAAAAGAGACGGAAAUGCUGAAAAAGUUCAUUCUACUUAUAAAUAGCAAAAAGGCACACAUCAGAGAUCUGAAGAGGCAGCUGGAGGAGCGACCAGAAAGGCAUUCCAAGCAGAGAAAAAUCAUCUCCGACAGUGAGGACACCGACAAAGAUGAGGAGGAGUUUGGUGCGGCCACGCAAGCAAUGAAUAUCGAAAACGACUCGUAGCGUGCUCCUAUAGUACUAGCAACACCCCCCGCAACGAUACAUCUUAC
Molecule: messenger RNA, 764 nt
Organism: Drosophila persimilis
Lineage: Eukaryota; Metazoa; Arthropoda; Insecta; Diptera; Drosophilidae
Exons: 1
Coding region: 7-717 (236 amino acids)
Biological process (GO): DNA recombination; positive regulation of ligase activity; response to X-ray
Cellular component (GO): nucleus; DNA ligase IV complex; DNA-dependent protein kinase-DNA ligase 4 complex
Molecular function (GO): DNA binding
Source: RefSeq, a predicted model, not a curated record